Molecule: messenger RNA, 248 nt
Organism: Austrofundulus limnaeus
Lineage: Eukaryota; Metazoa; Chordata; Actinopteri; Cyprinodontiformes; Rivulidae
Product: FH1/FH2 domain-containing protein 3
Biological process (GO): cortical actin cytoskeleton organization; sarcomere organization; cardiac myofibril assembly
Cellular component (GO): cytoplasm; cytoskeleton
Molecular function (GO): actin filament binding
Source: RefSeq, a predicted model, not a curated record
UCUGAUGAUGAAGAAGAGCGUGAGUCGGGUCGCGUCGGGUCGAGCUGCAGCAACAACAGCGCCACCGGUGGCAGCCAGGAGACCGACCAGCCUCAGGGUCUGGGCCAUGCCGAGGACGCGGCGGAGCACGAACACACGAAAGCCGUGCUGAGGACCAGCCUGAGCGGCGGCGACAAGGUGGUCAGCGCCGUGCCGGCCCUUCGGACCCGGACCAGGUCUCGGCCUGGACGAGGAGGUCGAACGGCGCA